ACAAGGGGUCGUGCCUAUACCCGCAAAAAAACAUCCGGUGCUGAUUUGGGUUGAACGUUUGGUGUUGCAUUUCGGCGCCCACAGUCGCAUUACCAGCUCAGCUCGAAGGAAGAAGAUGAUCGAACCACAAAACCCACCUCACAGCUUCGAGUUCUUGACUUAGUUUUUUCUGAAUCGCUAAUGCAGAUCGUAAUCGCCCAGUAUUGACCCGUUCCGCAAAUUUUUUUAGUUGUAGAAUGUUGACGGGCCGUUCAGAUGUGCUGCCAGAACUUGGCUCAUCAAAGAAUCUGCUGCAUUCUGGUUCUGGGUCAGAGCUUAGUGAUGAUGAAGAAGCCGGAGCUUCUGAUCAGAUACUGUACACAGCAUCUUUCAAGGAACUUGCUGCAAAAAAUGUGCAGUAUGAAACCAUUAUAUGGGUUUCAAUAUCCCUGCUACUAGUUUUAGCUUGGGGAGUAGGAAUCAUCAUGUUGCUGUAUCUGCCUUUCAAAAGAUAUGUGCUUCAGAAGGAUAUUUCCUCACGUAAACUCUAUGUUACUCCUCAUGCAAUAGUCUACAAGGUGUCAAGACCUUCCUUUUUACCCUUUUGGGGAGUAGUAUCAAUAGAAAGGCAUGUACCUCUGUCACAGGUGAUCGAUGUUAUCAUUGAACAAGGCUGCUUGCAAUCAGUAUAUGGAAUCCACACCUUUAGGGUCGAAAGCAUAGCCUAUGGAAAAGCCGCUCCUGUUGAUGAACUGCGGGUGCAAGGGGUAUCUAACCCUGGACUUCUGAGGAAGAUCAUUGUAACUGAAGCCUCCAAGGUCAUACUAGAAGUUGGUAGAAGCUGGAGACCUGCUUCUCAAAUCGCUGAAGGGGAAACUAUGGUUCGGAUGGGUUCUUUCGAGGGUCCAGCUGUUUUUAGAUCACCGUCCAAAAGUUGGAAGGUCGUGGGUUCCCCGCGUCAUGCUUCAGUUGAGCAGAGAGGUCCACUUCAUGCUGUUUUGCUGCUACAUAAACUAGACGAGGUUAACAAAUCAGUAAAGAAAAUUGAGUCGCUUAUAGAGAAGUUCCAAUCCUCAGAAGAGAGAAGCAGCUCAAGUCGCAUUUCCCCUGUAAGAAGACUCGAAUUCUAGUUUUCCAAAUGCACCAAUCAGAAAUUGAAGGCUCUGUUUCCUUGCGAUGGUAUACAAGCCUCUGUUGAUCAGGAAAUAGAAGAUGGUAAAUAGAAACAUGAAGUAACGUAAUUCUCUGGUUUGCUGUAUUGGAAAAACAGGAUUUCAGCUGCAACCUCAACAUGGUUUAGCCUUUUGCCUCAGAUGAAGCUAUUAUUUUGUGGCUUUUCCUUCAUCUAGUUUACUGUUGGGAACUUCAACGAAGACAACUCUUGUUAUAUAUCGUGUAUUCGAUAUUAGUGUUGCUGCCAUUGUUUUAUCGGUGUAUGUAUUUGUUUUUAAACUGGAGGCAUCUAUUUUACCCCUUGAGGUUAGGUUGUUGGAAUGAUACAAUUUGAAUGAGUUUUUAAGCAGGUGUCUGCUAAUGUAGGAGUAUUUUGUAGCAGCGAUGAAUUUAGAGCAUUGAUCUUUCAUCUU
Rhododendron vialii is the source of this 1565-nucleotide messenger RNA. RefSeq lists its product as uncharacterized. The coding region runs from base 237 to 1109 and encodes 290 amino acids. The transcript has 7 exons. NCBI's taxonomy places the organism in Eukaryota, Viridiplantae, Streptophyta, Magnoliopsida, Ericales, Ericaceae. The record is from RefSeq and is a predicted model, not a curated record.